Molecule: messenger RNA, 792 nt
Organism: Baudoinia panamericana UAMH 10762
Lineage: Eukaryota; Fungi; Ascomycota; Dothideomycetes; Mycosphaerellales; Teratosphaeriaceae
Exons: 1
Coding region: 1-792 (263 amino acids)
Biological process (GO): isopentenyl diphosphate biosynthetic process; isoprenoid biosynthetic process
Cellular component (GO): cytoplasm
Molecular function (GO): isopentenyl-diphosphate delta-isomerase activity
Source: RefSeq, a predicted model, not a curated record
AUGACUGCAACGAUGGCGCCAGCGCAGCCUGCCUCAGCCGAACAUAUUCUUAGUCUCUUUCCGGAGAUCAACACUUCGCUUGCUACACAGACACGCUCAGCCUUGAAAGACGAUGAUUUGCAGGGUUACGACGAGGAGCAGAUCCGGCUUAUGGACGAAGUCUGUAUUGUUCUGGAUGACCACGACCAACCGAUCGGCAGCGCGAGCAAGAAAGUGUGCCACCUAAUGGAGAACAUCAACAAAGGUUUACUGCACCGCGCAUUCUCGUGUUUCCUCUUCGACUCCCAGAACCGAUUACUGCUCCAGCAAAGAGCAUCAGAGAAGAUCACUUUCCCGGACAUGUGGACUAACACCUGCUGCUCGCACCCUCUAGGCGUACCAGGCGAGACGGGGUCAACGCUGGACGCAGCCGUGGCGGGUGUGAAGCGCGCAGCGCAAAGAAAACUUGACCAAGAGCUCGGCAUCAAAGCCAAACAGGUGCCCGUGGAGCAUUUCGACUUCCUGACCCGCAUACACUACAAAGCACCCAGCGACGGCAAGUGGGGAGAGCACGAGAUCGACUAUAUCCUUUUCAUCAAGGCAGAUGUGGACUUGGAUAUCAACCCGAACGAAGUCCAGGCGACGCGAUAUGUCUCGGAGGCCGAACUGAAGGAGAUGUUCAAGGAUGACAAGCUCACAUUCACGCCUUGGUUCAAGCUGAUAUGUCAGACGAUGAUGUUCGAGUGGUGGGAACAUCUAGACCACGGGCUGGAAAAGUACAAGGGCGAAAAAGACAUUCGACGGAUGUUGUGA